AUGAAUAGCUUUAAGGACUACGUUUUUUCCGAGAAAAUCCCUGAGGACUGUAACCGCCCUAUGGUCGUCAAGGCUCUCUCUAAGACGUCAGGAAAAUUCUUUGCAAUGAAAUACUUUCCUGCCGAGAGUUUGAAAAAUAUCGAGAAGAAAACAAUUUACAGACUUAUCAAUGUGCUUUCAUCACUAUACCAUCCUCACAUUACGUACAUCAACGAAAUCAUGUAUAAAGCAAAUCCUGAUGAAGCGUUCAUUGCUCUUGAAUGGUGUGAUGGAUCUUCUGUAAAAAAUACAUUAGAUAGAUUCAGCACACUUCCAGAGAAACUUGUUGGAAGAUACACAUACGAAAUAAUUAAGGGAUUAGAGUUUUUACACAGUCAAGGUCAAGUUCAUAAAAAUCUUAAAGCAGCAAAUUUACUUUUAGCCAGCGGUGUACUUAAAUUAUCAGACUUUGGCCUUAGUGCUGAAGUUUCAACAUGUUCAAUCAGCGAACAUCCUUACUGGGCGGCUCCUGAAGUUAUUGAAUCACGUACUUUCUCAAAUAAAAGCGAUAUCUGGUCCAUGGGCGCAACAAUCAUCGAAUUACUCACAGGAAAACCUCCUUUUGCUGAGCUUCCUCCUGAAGAAGCCAGAAUCAAAAUAUUAAAUGAAACACCUCCGAUUCCUGCAAAGGCAUCUGCUCACCUUCAGGACUUCCUCUGUGCAUGUUUUGCCAAGAAUCCUGACGAAAGACCAUCUACAGAAGAAUGUUAUAAUUUCUUUUUCGUCAAAAAGGCCAUGGAAGAGCUUGGCGAGAAGCACGAAGCCGCUCCAAAGACAACACUUCGUCCAAUACCCAACCGUCUCUCAAUGUUACCCACUCCACAAAAAGAUCGUCCAAGAAUGAACAUUGAUGACUUCCAUUUUUCAGAUUCAGACAGCAACGAGCCGGCAAAACCGCCAAAGGAUGUUAACCAGCAACAUCUUUCCGCUCCAGUGAUGAAAAAGACCGGUCUUGCGAAAUUUGAAAAUAAUGAUGACGACGAUAGCGGUCUUGACAUCAAAUCACGUAUUAAUAGCAAGUUAGGCAACGAUGGCAAGCCUAAGAUUCAAAUCCAGCCAACAGUUGUUACGAACAUGCAACAAAUUUCACGUGGAGAAUUAAGAGACGACGAUAUCGAUGAUGGUGUUGAAGAUGAAGACUUUAACUUCAAGAAACAACAGAUGCCGACCUCCACUGUUAAUUCACCACGUCGUGUUGCAUUCAUUGGCAUCCCUGACGAAGAUACAGCCGCUCCAAAGACUAAUCAAACAAUUAAUUCUGCAACUUUCGAUUUCAACAACAUCAAAACACAAAAGAAAGAAAUCGAAGGAAAUGAUGAACUCAAACAGUUCCAAGAUGACGAAGCCGAGCCAUUUUCUGAUUUCGCGACAACAGAAGAGCCAUUACACAUCUCUUUACCUGUACAAAAGAGAGUCAUCAAUUUCGAUUUGAUCAAUGAUUCCGAUGAAAACGAUGAAGAAUUAUUUGCUCAUAGAAUCGAAGUUGAAGAGAUGAAGAAGCGAUUGAUCAUUGUUAUCAAGUCCAUUUCAACAACAAUGACAACAGAAGAAAUGGCAUUUGCUUUCAGCGAAGUCCUGGACAUCAUCAAGAAAGAUGGAAGUGUUAGAUCUUGUAUCAUUGAACAACAAGGUUUGAUGCCAAUUAUUGAGAUCAUUGAAUUCGGAAAAUCUCUUCCUGAGAAGUUAGUUUUGGAAGUUAUCUAUGAGAUUAUUAAUAACCACAAGAAACUCAAAGAAAACUUCUGUUUGUUGGGCGGAAUUCCUCCUGUCUUGAAGUUCCUUAAAGACACAAAUUAUUCCAAAGAAAUCAGAAGUUUGGCCAUGAAAAUUACUUCAGAAAUUUGCAGAUCUAACGAUGAAGGACAGAAGAAUGAGACUAAUGACAACAUACAGAUGUUCAUUUCUUGUAACGGAAUUGCUGCUUUAGUUGAAUCCCUUCAAUUCGAUAUCGAUGAAGAAAGUGAUUUAGUUUUGCAAUCAAUUAAAUCUAUCAAUGAAAUAUUAAUUGCAAAAAGUGGUAUCCAAGUUUCUGACUUUUGUCGUUUGUUUAUGUCUGCUGGUCUUAUUGAACCACUUUCAAGGGUUCUCAUACAGCUUGUCAACAAGCCAAAGAUCAGAGACAUGCAAGCAAUUGACACUGUCUGCGAAAUCAUGCAUAAAUUGAGCCAGGCAGAUACAAAAGUCAAAAUUGCUAUGGCAGAAAAAGAUGUCAUGGUAAACAUUGUUCAUUGUAUGUACGAUCCAAAGACUGACCAAGUAAGAAGAGAACUUCCUAUCAAUGACAUUCUUUUACUAUGCAAAGCAAUCAAAGAAAAUGUCGUCUCUGAUACAAGAGAUUUGCUUGCAGCAGCUGGAGUUAUGCAGAUGGCUUGCGCAAUGGUAAAAGCUGAAUUUGAUAAGACACAUGCUGUUGCAAUCCAUGCGAACUUAAUCCAAGUUUUAAGUAGUAUGUGUAAACUUUCUAAAGAAAGAUUGGAAGUUGUCGCAAGAUCUAACUUGAUAUCUUCUUUGAAACCAUAUUUGGAUAGUGAUACAGAACUUAAAGCAUUGGUUAUGUACAUGCUUAUCGAUUUCCCUAAAGUCGCUUUCCAAAACAAAGAUGUCAUGAAACAAUUGAUCGCUGACAAACUCAUUGAAAUUUACAUUUCUACUUUGACACAACAAUAUUGGGGCGCAAGAGCAAUGGCAGCUAUCGCAAUGCUUGCUUCUGAUCCGGAUUUCCAUGUCUAUCCAAUAUUAAUGACACCAGAAUCUCUAAAUAGAAUAAGAGAUGGAAUUGACUCCGUAAACUACGAAAACGCUCCAACAAUGUUGCAAAGAUUGAAUGAAAUUUGCAAGAAUUCAAAGGAUUUCGUACUAGUGUUGACAGAUCAGACGUUCUUGAACACAAUAAGAGCUAAACUGUCUACAGCAAAGAUGUUACCUUCGGAUUCACAGAUUCCUGUCGCAAUUUUGGAAUUAAUUGCAACAAUUUUCAGCGAUAUGGAUAAAACUCAGUUGCAGAAGCUUGAGAAAUCAUUCACACCGGAUAUUAAGGUGUUCGCUGAUAAAGGUAACAUCAAACAAAAGGGUACUGCACUCAAGAUAUUGAAAUUCUUUGGAAGUUAA
Molecule: messenger RNA, 3147 nt
Organism: Trichomonas vaginalis G3
Lineage: Eukaryota; Parabasalia; Trichomonadida; Trichomonadidae
Product: MAP kinase kinase kinase protein
Exons: 1
Coding region: 1-3147 (1048 amino acids)
Biological process (GO): protein phosphorylation
Molecular function (GO): protein kinase activity; ATP binding
Source: RefSeq, a predicted model, not a curated record